This is a messenger RNA of Neoarius graeffei (lesser salmon catfish), 4187 nucleotides long. RefSeq lists its product as uncharacterized. The coding region runs from base 2688 to 3695 and encodes 335 amino acids. The record is from RefSeq and is a predicted model, not a curated record. Gene Ontology annotation, molecular function: RNA-DNA hybrid ribonuclease activity; nucleic acid binding. The transcript is spliced from 2 exons. Lineage: Eukaryota; Metazoa; Chordata; Actinopteri; Siluriformes; Ariidae.
AUUGGGUGGUUUUAAGUGCGUUUUAGCGGGUUUUGAACAUAUUUUGGGCUGGAAAACGUCAGCAGUAUCUGGCAACACUGCCGGCAGGAAGAUUUCCUGGUUCCGGUUUACAGCGCUGACUCAGUUCGUGCAAUCGCUGGUGUUGCAUAGGCUACCGUGUAAGCUCUGUCAAUUUCAGCAACAAAUUAAAAAUGGAAGCGGACGAAUUGGUUCCUAAAAGAACUAGUAAGGGGUCAGUCAUCUGGCAUUUUUUUGGAUAUCGCGAGGAGGACGUGGAACAGCAAAUGCCAGUUUGUAAAGUGUGCAAAAAAACCUGUCAUCACGAAAGACAGCAGCACUACAAAUAUGUUCCAUCACCUGAAAACUCACCCGGUACAGCAUGAAGAGUCUCUUAAACUCCCAACUACUUGCCCACGAGCUAACCACCCCCCCACCCCCCCACCCCCCCAAGCUAAACAAAUGACCAUAGCGGUCUCAUUCUCCAAAGCCCCCCCAUAUGAGAAAACGAGUCAGAGAUGGAGAGCUAUAACGGAUGCAAUCACUAACGUCAUUGCCGAAGACAUGAUCCCAGUUAGUAUAGUGGAAAAAACAGGCUUCCAAAAAUUACUAAACACACUCGAUCCCAAAUAUGAGUUGCCUGGUUGCAGACAUUUUACAGAGAAGGGAAUACCGGAAUUCUACACAUCUGAGAGGCAGAGCCAGAAAACAUUCAGUUCAAAAGUGUGCAAAGAGGAAAAUUGUUUUGCAGAUAUCUCUCUUCUCUCCCUCAAUCUCUCUCUCUCUCUCUCUCUAUUGUGAAUGUUCCAGUAGUUCUCAGUAGUCAGGUUAAUAGCUUGGAGAUCUAUUUUUUUAAAUAAUUUAAUGAAUGAGCACUUUUCUUAUUUAGGCUAAAUGUCUUUCUCAGUGUUGAUCUUGCACUUUAUUGGUUUGAGCUCUGAGCAGCUCUGUAUUGUGUUGCCCCUUUGUUGCAAUUUUCAAGAUUGUUUUUGCAGUUUGUGCCACAUCUUUGUUGAAUAAAAAUAGUCUUAUUUCAAUUCAAUUGUGAUUAAUCACCAACAUGAAAAUUUAAAAUGUGUUGUUGAAAACCACCUGUAAAGUUAACCAAGAAUGUUAUUUAAUCUGCAGGGAUUGUAGUGAAAACAGUAAAGAGUAAAAGUUAGAUUUCAUGGGGUCCUUUAGAGGAGAUUUAAAUAUAUCGAGAUAUAUAUCGUAUAUCGUGAAAUGGAGAAAAUGUAUCGGGAUAUUCAUUUUUUCCCAUAUCGCACAGCCCUAUUGUCACGGUUUGUAGCAAAAUGGGCAAAUGCAAGUUUAACGACUGCUGGCUUGAACGCAAUGAUUUUGUAGACUGGUUAAAACGUGUACCAAACAAUCCGUUUGAGGCGUACUGCACAUUGUGCAAAAGAACACUCAAACUCAGCUCCCUGGGUGUAAAGGCACCAGAAUCGCACACGAAAGCGGAGAAGCACCAGGCUGCCCAUAAAAGUCUGCAACAACCGCAUGCCAUCACUCAAUUUUGUUCACCAUUGUCAGGUCCAAGCACAUCUCGAGACGGUGUAUCAGCUAACUCCGUGCGAACUGUAACGCUACAACACACAAACCGUACGGAAUCGAAUGCCUCAUCCUCAAGUGAUUUGCGGGAUGUCUUUGGCUCCACUGCAACUUAAUUCCUCAUUAAUGCAAGAGCGCACCCUAGGGAUGUAAUGAGUUCAUUGGUGAAUGAUAAUAAAUUUUAUUUCGAAAGUAAUUCAGGCUCUCCCAAUUUUCUUUAUUUUUUUUUUGUGCGACAUAAGUCUUAAAUUUAACCUGCUAUGGUCUUAAAAAGUCUUAAAUUGAACUUGUUCAAGUCUGCAGACACCCUGUCCCAUCUCCCAACUGUGGUCCACUGUAAGAAAGAUGAAUGGUGUAGGAAGGAUGGCAAAUCUCCCUGUCUUGGUACAUGAGGAUAAGAUUGCUGCAACAUCUGUAGAGAAGGCCAAUCUUCUAGUGGAAACGUUUAGAAAGGUGUACAGCUCUGAUAAUUUAGAUGAAGAAAGCAGGGAGACCAGGGAUCAGUCUGUGAGGGGGUUUAUGUUUCCCCAAGAAUCAGUGUGUAAUGAGGUCAAUGUCGUCUUUUCCUUAGAGGAAUUAAAGCGAGCCAUAGCUGCAGGGAGAAAUACAGCUCCUGGAAUGGAUGACCUGCAUUAUGAAAUGUUUAAUCAUGUCUCUGAUGUCCUUUUGGAAGAGCUCCUCAGCCUAAUGAAUGAAAGCUGGUAGCAAGGUAGGCUACCAAAGGCAUGGGAGCGUGCUGUUAUUGUUCCUGUUUUGAAGCCCGGGAAAGAUCCUAGUUCUCCAUCCUCAUAUAGGCCUAUAGCCCUUACCUCUGUUGUGUGUAAGCUGAUGGAGCGAAUGGUGACUGACAGAUUGGUCCACUUCUUAGAAGUAAAGGGAGCAUUGGUAGAUCACCAAAGUGGGUUUAGGAAAGGAAGGAGCACUAUGGAUAAUGUGGUUGCACUGGACUAUGAGGUUAGAAGAGCUUUUGCUAAUAAGGAGUCUCUUAUCGCUGUUUUCCUAGAUAUAGAGAAGGCAUAUGAUAUGUUGUGGAGGGAAGGCCUUCUUGUGAAACUGUCUAGACAUGGUGUCAAUGGAAGGAUGUUUAGCUGGAUCAAGAAUUUCUUGGAAGACCGCACCAUUCAGGAGAGAAGCCUUUAAUGUUAAGACGGAUCCAGCUCUCUCUUCACUACUGGAACAGACUUGGGGAAAGAAUCAGCAUCUGCCCCGUAAGUUCCAUGUUAACUGACUGUUAUGAAUUUGCCUCUGAUCAGGUGAGGAAUCAGCCUUUUCUAAAACAAUGUAUGACAUGGGCCAAAGAUUUUAACUUACUUGACAUGGUCCCAGUUAAAAGUACUUAUUGGGGACCAGUCCCAACCUGGCUCCUCCCCCCUGUCCAGGUGGACUUUAGGUUACACGAGGACAAACAUAAUGAAGAGGUUGAAUUUUCUAGUGAUUCUGCCACAGAGUAUAUUCAGCUUAACUGGAACUCUUGUUUGCAAAUUUAUACUGAUGGAUCCAAAGACCCAGAUUCAGGAAGAGGGAGUUGUGCUUUCUAUAUCCCUCAGCUUAAUAUCAAAAAUGGGUAUAGACUUAGUGACAAUAUGGCUGUUUUUACAGCUGAGUCUAUGGGUAUCCUAAAAGCUUUACAAUGGGUAGUGGAGGCACAGCCCAAAAAUGUGGUUUUAUGCUCUGACUCCUUUUCACUCCUACAUUGUCUUAAAGUGUACACUUCCAAUGCUCGUCCCGAUUUAAUUACUGAUAUUCUUAUGCUGCUGAACAACCUACAUAGGAGAGGUUGUGACGUAUCAUUUUUGUGGGUUCCUGCCCAUAUAGGUAUAAAGGGGAACGAGGUAGUUGACCAACUGGCAAAAGAAUAUUUAAGUAAUGAUGUGGUUACGUUGCCAGUUAGUCCAGGAAGGACUGAGUUGAGGAGCCAGCUUAUGGAAAAAGUGUUCCAGACAUGGCAAGCUCAAUGGGACAAGGAUUUAAAGGGGAGACACUUGUAUUCAAUCCAGCCUUCAGUAAAUGCACAGCGCACUCUAUCAGGAGUUAGGUCUCAACAAGUGGUGCUGACCCGUCUCAGAUUGGGGCAUUGCGCCCUAAACUCUACGUUACAUCUGAUUCAUAAACACAGACGGAUUAUGCGAAGUGUGCAGAGUUCCUGAGACAGUUUCUCAUGUUUUAUUAGAGUGUGUGCAAUAUUGUGAGUCUAGACGUACGUUUUUUUUUUUUAACGACUUGUCCGGUUUGGGUGUUACUACUGUUUCCCUCCCUGUUCUGCUUCAACUGAAGGAUUCUAAAGUUGCAUCCAGUCUAGUUAGAUUUUUAAAAUCCUCUGGCCUUUACGCCAGAAUCUAAGAGACUGAUGGACUAGUAGUGGACUUAAUUAUCCUGUAGGUGGCGGUAAUACACCGGAUGGUGUCCAAUCCGCCAUUAUAUCCUGAAGAAGAUGAUGAUGAUGAUGAUCAGGGGAGGUAACCCAGCGCAAGCAAGCAGCCGUCCGUUCUAGUGAUGGGAAUUUCGGCUCUUUUGGCUCUUCUUACUAUAAGGAGCCGGCUCUUUCGGCUCCCAAGAUUUUAUUUUUGAUUUAAUUGCUGCAAUUAACUAGUUAAUUAAUUACAUUAUUUAUAUUUUAGGGCGGCACGGUGGUGUAGUGG